UCACGUUUCUUCUUCUUCUUUUGCUGAACUUGGUUUUUCAAUUGAGCAGCAGAUUCAGAGCUAAAACGCCACCGUGAAGCUCUCCUCUUCCGAUGGCUGAGACCGAGGAACCAAAAAUGAAGGCGCGGCCGAUAGUGCGCCUGGGGAUUUUCCUUAUUUCUCACAGUAUUUUCUUCAGCGUGAUUUGCUUCUCUGCAGGGGUCUUAGCUCUUCUGCUACUACCUAUGUUCUCCAUGAACACUUACAUUUCCGAGAACGCUCUCAUGCCAGGCUCUGCAAAUACUAUGCUUUCGGGUCAGGAAGUCUCAGACUCGAACAACUUGGUGAAGGAUCUGAAGAGCUUGAAUUCACAGCCUGGCUCAACAGUCUUUGGAAGCCAGAAGAUUAUAGCACAAUAUAUAUUGAACUUGGGUGCUGAAGUUAAUUACCACAGGUUCCACCCGCAAUUGAGUCAGUUCCAUCCAGUGCACUUUUUCUCUAGCCCUGAUCCUGGGAUCAUUCGGGACAAUGUUAGUUGCAUUACACAGGGCAUUAACACUAUUGGCAUAAUAAGAGCACCACAAGCCGAUGGAAAGGAAGCCAUUGUUUUGGUGACACCUUACAAUCCUGUUAAGACCAGUCUUCAUGAGACUUUGUCUCUUGGUAUUGCUUAUUCAGUGUUUUCUUUGCUUGCCCAAGUAACUUGGUUGGCCAAAGAUAUUGUAUGGCUUAUCGCGGAUUCACGAUAUGGGGAAUAUGCGGCAGUUUCAGCUUGGCUUAGAGACUAUCACACUCCUGCAUUUGGUCGUUCCAUCAUGAUUGACACAGAUGCUUGUCCAGAGACAAAUGUCCUUUAUGAAUUUGAAGCAAACCAUAUGACAGAAAAAAUGAGUCUAGGUGAUUUUAAACGUGCUGGAACGAUGGCUGCAGCCCUCGUUAUUAAGGUUUCAAAUAGAAGCGAACACUUUGAGGAUAGUCUUAGUGUCUAUGCUGAAGCAUCCAAUGGUCAGAUGCCAAAUCUAGACCUCAUCAAUAUUGUGAAUUAUCUAGCAGUAUACAGGCAAGGUUUUCGGAUUAAGAUUGAGAAGUUUUUGCCUUUACUAGACUGCAAAUGGCUCAAGGUUUUGGGCGAAGUGUUUGAGUCGAUAGGAAAAUUUAUCAGAAGCAUGAACCCUGAAUGGAAGUUUGGCAUGCCAGCUUCUGACUAUGUUGAUGGCACCGCCACACUUGCAAGUUCAUUGUACUACCAGGCUGUAGGUAUUCCUACUGGUUCCCAUGGGGCUUUUCGAGAUUUCCAAAUUGAUGCAAUUACUGUGGAGAUGUCCCCCAAAUUUCCUUCUGGUGUCAAUGUCAGGCAUGAUGAAUUCAUAUUGCGAGGCGGCCGGCUAAUUGAAGGAGUUGUGCGAUCAGUAAACAACCUCCUGGAGAAGUUCCAUCAGUCAUUCUUUCUGUAUCUUAUGGUAUCUACCAGCAAAUUUGUAUCCGUUGGUGUAUAUAUGAUUGCUUUUGCACUCCUUGUUGCUCCAUUACCAGCAGUUGCGGCUUCUCUCUAUUCUUAUGCCAAUAACUUGAAUUUGACCGUGGAAAAGGUUGAACCUGCAGCUUCAGCAAAUUCUGAUGAUGAGCUUAUUGUCUCUUUAAGAUCAUGGAAAUGGGUUAAUGCUGCAAAAAGAGUUUUUGUUGUUCAUGUAUGGGGUGCUGUUGUUUCUUUACUUCCAUACUUCAUCUGCCAAAUACCUGGUUACAGUCCUACAACAAGAUCUAUUAUUUGGGCGCUGCUUUCACUGCUCACGCUACUAAUUUUGUCAGUGGUAUUGUGCUCUCCACUUCGUUCCACCAAAUCUUCUGAACAGCAGAUUCAAGAGUGGGCUUUCUUGAAAGCAAUGACCACCUCAGCGGCCUUUAUUGGUUUGUGCCUCAUGUCAGUAAUUAACUUUGCUACCGCAGAACUUGGAGCUUUUUUGGUAGUGUCCAUGUGCUUGUUGGUACAUCCCCUGAAGCUUGAUCUAGUGCCUGGGAGCUUUAAAGCUCUUUCAAGGGCAGCCUGUAACCUUGUUUUGGGAUUCAUAGCUUUUCCGCCUGUUACUUUCUUUUUGUUUAAAGCUGCUUUGCAAAGUUUAGACGAUCUACAUAUCGGCGACUUCUGGAACUGGAUGGAGACCCUCUGGGCAUGGAACAGUGCUACUUUCCUCUACUUAGGUAUGGUUCACUUGCCAUGCUGGGUAUUAUGUACAGAAAUUUUACUUCAUUCUUGUUGAGGUACAUUGAUUAGUUUUUUGUGUGGAAUUUGGUUAGACCAGCCAAUUAGGAAAGAGUUAACUUUUGUCCUUGCCCUGUAGUCUGAACAUCUAGUUUAUUGAACUUUCAUUAGUCCUGAGAAAUAGUUUUCACUUUGAACUGAAUUGGAACAAGUUACACGUUCAUCCCUUGUAUGUUAGCUCCUGUAAUCAGGUCUUAAAGCCUACUUUGUUACUGAUGUUUAUAGUGUACGAUUAAUACAGUAAACUUUAACCCU
Molecule: messenger RNA, 2494 nt
Organism: Cucurbita moschata (crookneck pumpkin)
Lineage: Eukaryota; Viridiplantae; Streptophyta; Magnoliopsida; Cucurbitales; Cucurbitaceae
Product: glycosylphosphatidylinositol anchor attachment 1 protein-like
Exons: 6
Coding region: 93-2237 (714 amino acids)
Biological process (GO): attachment of GPI anchor to protein
Cellular component (GO): membrane; GPI-anchor transamidase complex
Source: RefSeq, a predicted model, not a curated record